Messenger RNA from Caenorhabditis bovis, 483 nucleotides. NCBI's taxonomy places the organism in Eukaryota, Metazoa, Nematoda, Chromadorea, Rhabditida, Rhabditidae. The record is from the annotation of a GenBank genome assembly.
AUGUCCACCAACGUCCUUCAACGAUACCUCAUAUAUCGCGGCAGUUUACUCUGCGCCUCGCGAGUACAACGUAGUUUCCAUUCGCAGUAUCGAUUCUACCCAAUUCACAACAACAACACCUAUCAAAGUGACCGCAGAUUUUCCCGCUAUCAACAGUUAUUCGCAGCGAAGGUGAAACGUUCAAAAAUGCCGAAGCUAACCGACGCUCAACGUGAAUCCCUUCUCACCCCUUUGUAUUCUAAUGGAUGGAAGUUGGUCGAGAAUCGAGACGCAAUUUAUAAAGAGUUUGUGUUCGCCAAUUUUAUUGAGGCGUUUGGUUUCAUGACGAAAGUUGCGAUUAAAUCGGAAAAAAUGGACCAUCACCCGGAAUGGUUUAAUGUUUAUAACAAGGUCAACAUUACAUUGUCAACUCAUGAUUGCGGUGGAUUGUCGAAGAAUGAUGUUGAUUUGGCAACGUUUAUCGAUGCGACAGCAAAGAAGUGA